AUGUCCAACGAAAUUAAAACUUUAUCUCGUUAUCUCCGCCCCGAGCGUUUCGACGAAGAACCAAGUGCUACCGCGUCUGAUUUAAAAUGGGCCCAUUGGUAUUUUACAUUCAAUAACUUUCUAUCUGAAGAAUGCACCGCUGACACAACAGACUCCGUUAAAUUGAAGCUCCUGGUAAAUCAUCUCUCUCCUACAAUAUUUUCUUAUAUACGUGCAAGCAAAACGUAUGACGAAGCCAUCAGCACUCUAAAGAAAAUAUACGUCAAACCGAAAAACGAAGUCCUUGCCAGACACCUGUUAGCUACGCGAAAACAACGAUCUGACGAGACCGUCAAAGAGUAUGUUCAAGCUCUCAAACUUCUUGCCCAGGAAUGUAAUUUUAAGCAAGUGACUGCAGACGAACACCAAAACGAGUCCAUGCGUGGAGCAUUCAUUGCUGGCAUUAGUUCGCAAAAAAUAAGGGAGAGACUCUUAGAAAAAUUAAACCUGAGCUUAGACGAAGCGGUCAACUUAGCAAUUUCUCUCGAAGAUGCUGGAAUAAACUCCCAAGCAUUCAGCAAUACUCCUAAUACAUCACUAAAUCUUAACGCCUUACCCGAAUCUGAAAACACGGAGAAUGUAGCGGCUUCUACGUCUGCCCCUCAUUAA
Cydia fagiglandana is the source of this 648-nucleotide messenger RNA. RefSeq lists its product as uncharacterized. Lineage: Eukaryota; Metazoa; Arthropoda; Insecta; Lepidoptera; Tortricidae. The record is from RefSeq and is a predicted model, not a curated record. The coding region runs from base 1 to 648 and encodes 215 amino acids. The transcript has a single exon.